Messenger RNA from Penaeus vannamei (Pacific white shrimp), 1116 nucleotides. The record is from RefSeq and is a predicted model, not a curated record. NCBI's taxonomy places the organism in Eukaryota, Metazoa, Arthropoda, Malacostraca, Decapoda, Penaeidae.
AUGGAGGUAGAAGACAAAGAAAUACACAUGCAGAUCACACUAGAACAGAAUGCAAAGAACGCUGUGAGCCUGCUGCUGCCCUCUGCUGGCCGCAUGUCAAAACACAGAGGUUGCCUACGACGCGAAGGGGAGGGUCCUCGAGUCCACGGAUCUUACACCUUCAAUCAUUUUUCCCACCUUACGGGGACGAUAAUCCACAGAAGCGGGGCAACGCAGGACCUUAUUAACGGGCGAGUACCUGGAGUAAUUAUUACCUCUAGGGUCAGUCCAUCCCUGCUUGGUGCUCAGAAAGUGAGAAAGAGAGAGAGAGAGAGAGAGAGAGAGAGAGAGAGAGAGAGGAGAGAGAGAGCGAACCCGCCCACGAAUGACCCGCCCACCAAGACCCGCCCACCAAGACCCGCCCACCAAGUCCCGCCCAUCAAGGACCCGCCCACCAAGACCCGCCCACAAGACCCGCCCAUCAAGGACCCGCCCACCCAGGACCCGGCCCGCCCACCAGACCCGCCCACCAAGACCCGCCCACCCGCCCACCAAGACCGCCCACCAAGACCCGCCCACCAAGGACCCACCCACCAAGACCACGCCCACCAAGACCCGCCCACCAAGAACCCGCCCACCAAGUACCCGCCCACCAAGUACCCGCCCACCAAGUCCCCGCCCACCAAGACCCUCCCACCAAGACCACGCCCACCAAGAACCCGCCCAUCAAGAACCCGCCCACGAAUGACCCGGCCCACCAAGACCCGCCCACCAAGACCCGCCCACCAAGAACCCGCCCACCAAGACCCGCCCACCAAGGACCCGCCUUUCCAGGCCCGCCCACCAAGUCCCGCCCACCAAGUCCCGCCCACCAAGAACCCGCCACCAAGACCCGGCCCACCAAGGACCCGCCUUUCCACCCGCCCACCAAGUUCCCGCCCACCAAGAACCCGCCCACCAAGACCCGCCCACCAAGGACCAUCCCACCAACACCAAGAACCCGCCCACCAAGACCAACCCAUCCAAACACACGACCAUGCAAAGAAGAAACCCGAGGACAGAGAUAUUACUACAAGAGAAAUACGUAGACAGGAAAAAAUAUAAGAGAAAGGGAACAGAAGAUAAAGAAGAAGGAAG